Messenger RNA from Aspergillus ruber CBS 135680, 456 nucleotides. RefSeq lists its product as uncharacterized. Lineage: Eukaryota; Fungi; Ascomycota; Eurotiomycetes; Eurotiales; Aspergillaceae. The coding region runs from base 1 to 456 and encodes 151 amino acids. The record is from RefSeq and is a predicted model, not a curated record. The transcript has a single exon.
AUGGGAUCUUUCAUCCGCAUGCCCUGGAAAGUGCUAAACGAUGAGGGUGCGAUCCGGCCCAAUGGCUUCGCAGUCUGUUUUAACAGUCUCAAAGCAAAACGACGACCGGUUCUGGGCGCUCCCACUCCACUCGUCGCUCCGGAUGCUGCAGGUAUCUUGGAUAAACUGAUUGACCGAAUACGCGUUGGCGCCAUGGAGCUCCACCCUGUCAAAUCCAACCGAUACAGCAUUCUUAGCUGCUUGCGCAAAGGAAGCCAUGCAUUAUUUGAUUUCCCCGGCCAUCAUGGGUCUAAACGUCGGGUGCUCAUCACUGAUAGGAAUAUCGCUGCUGCUCACUAUCUCCAAGCCGGCCUUGUCCAAAGCCUGCUGUCGGGUUACUCGACCGAUAUGCCAGAGUUGUAUGAAGAUGUAAGACCCAAGCUCUAUAGCAAUGAUUGCCAGAAAUCGGACCCAUAG